Molecule: messenger RNA, 864 nt
Organism: Lachancea lanzarotensis
Lineage: Eukaryota; Fungi; Ascomycota; Saccharomycetes; Saccharomycetales; Saccharomycetaceae
Product: LALA0S04e10198g1_1
Exons: 1
Coding region: 1-864 (287 amino acids)
Source: RefSeq, a predicted model, not a curated record
AUGGAUGACUGGCUCCUGAUUGAUUUCCUACUGGAGGAUGAACUGCAAAUUAGCAUCAACGAAUUAGAUAAGGUGCAGCGCAAAUGGUUGGCUGAGGAUGGCUUGUUUUCGGUGAACGGUAAUGAAUCAAUAAGCACCAAGAACCAACGUCGCAAGAAGAGGCCAAAAUCAAAGGGGAAACAGAGUAAAUCAGCAGUCUACGAAGAUAUAGAUGACUCGUUGGAGGACCUUAUCAGCCUUAUAGUCAAAGAUGAACGCUUCGAACUGCAUGUAGAAGCUUCUUCAGUUCAGGAAUUUGACACUGAGAUGAAAGGCGCUAACAAGAAGAAGAAGCAAAUCACGAACAAAAAGAAGAGCAAGCAUACACCAUCUAGAAUGGAUCAAGACCGUCUGACUUAUGAGUCGAUCGCAAGAGAUGAGUCAUUUCUUUUCAACUUCUCAAUGGAAGAAUUAGCACCCGAACCACGGCCCAAACCUGAUGUAAAGAAGGGCACCAAGACAAAAGGCAAAAAGGGCCCUACAAAAGGGCCCAAAACGGCAUCGAAGCUUGAAAUUAAUCAUCGGCAUGUUGACGGAGAAGUUGGGGCUAAAACAGAGUCCGAAAGCGUAUCUACUAAGGUAAAAGUCAAACAAUCCAAGAAAUCAGUCAAGUCGGAGUCCCCUGAGCAUGUGGAUAAAUCUUCUCGCCAUCGAGCACGGAAUCAUGGUGAUUCAAAAACUCCUCAAGCUUCAUCGAACGAAACUGGGAAGAAAACAAAAUUUAAAGCGUCAAGUUCUAAAGAUCAUCACUCGCCUGCCGAAGAGAAGCGAGCGCCCAAAAGGCUUUCGUCUAAAAAUAAGAAAAAGAAAGAUCUGAAUGAUUGA